Cricetulus griseus (Chinese hamster) is the source of this 2506-nucleotide messenger RNA. NCBI's taxonomy places the organism in Eukaryota, Metazoa, Chordata, Mammalia, Rodentia, Cricetidae. The record is from RefSeq and is a predicted model, not a curated record.
UCGCGGGCGCGGCUUUUGCCGCGGGCUGACGCUUGAAGCCUGUGGGGAGCAGGCUGGUGGCGGCGCGGAAGAGGGCGCCCAUUUCCCCCCCGCGCCCGCCGCCUGCCGUGCUGCCACGAUGUUCCGGAUGCUGGGCAGCAGUUUCGAGGACGACCCCUUCUUCGCUGAUUCCUUUCUUGCACACCGAGAAAAUAUGCGCCACAUGAUGAGAAGUUUCUCUGAACCUUUUGGAAGAGACACGCUCAGUAUCUGUGAUGGGAGAAGAAGAACCCAUAAUCAUAGAGGACAUAAUGAUGAAGAUUCCUUAACUCAUACAGAUGUCAGCCCUUUUCAGGCAAUGGAUCGGAUGAUGUUCAAUAUGCAAAAUGGUAUGCAGGAGUUACAAAGAAACUUUGGUCAGCUUUCAAUGGAUCCAAAUGGACAUUCAUUUUGUUCUUCCUCUGUUAUGACAUAUUCCAAAGUAGGAGAUGAACCACCAAAGGUUUUCCAGGCCUCAACUCAAACCCGUAUGGCUCCAGGAGGAGUUGGAGUCAAGAGACUCAAGCCCUUCAGCAUAAAUGAUAAGAUAAAAGAAACCAGAAGAGCAGUGAGAGAUUCUGAUAGUGGUCUAGAGAAAAUGGCUGUUGGUCAUCAUAUACAUGACCGAGCUCAUGUCAUUAAAAAGUCCAAGGACAACAGGACAGGAGAUGAAGAGGUCAAUCAAGAGUUCAUCAAUAUGAAUGAAUGUGAUGCUCAUUCUUUUGAUAAUGAGUGGAAAAGUGAAGUUUUGAAGUUCAAGCCUAGUGGACGACCAUGCAAUCUAGAAAACACUAGAAUUCGAAGUGUGGGUCAUGAUAAUUCAGGGCCACGAGAACUCAAAAGGAGAGAGAAAAUUCAUCGAAGUUCAGCCCUUGAGAAUGGAAGACGACAAAACGUUUUUGUGGACAAACUCAAUGUCAAAGGAUCACCUGGGAAAAUCACCAAAAAAUAAAUAGCCAUGCAUUUCAUUUGUUUAGUUGGUUGUUUUAACAAAAGAAGUCAUGGUGCUAGGUAAUAACAUAAUACAAAAGACCAAUCUGUUGUUGAAUUGAUACUGUACUUAGCAACUUUCUUCUGAAUCUUAAUGUUCUCGUACGUUUUAGCUUUACAUUGUUCAUACUUUAGGAAUAAAAUUUUGAUGUUCAACAAUGUAAUUAAAUUGGUAAACAUUCUAUAUUAAACAAAACUUUUUAAGACAUACUAACUUUAAAAUGCACAUGCUGAUUUUGCUUUCUCGGUUAUUUUGAUAUGUAGUACAAAUAUAUAUACACUUGUUUACUUACCAUGGUUGAUUAUGGUUCUGAACUAGUUCUGUCAUUUAGCUUGGUACAAAAGUAGGAUGUUAAAAUAAAAUGCACUCAAGCCAUGUGGAUGGUGGCACAUGCCUUUAAUCCCAGUGCUCUGGAGGCAGAGACAGGUAGAUCUUUGAGUUUUAGGACAGCCAAGGCAACACAAAGAAGCCCUGUCUCAAAAAACCAAAAAAUAAAAUACACUUAGUGUCUGCUAACAUCCACAGUAGAGUGAUUUGAAUCAAAGUUUAGUCUUUCUCAAAUUUUGUAAUGUGCUAUAUACUUGCCUAACUUUAAAACCUUAAAAUAAUAAAACUAUAUUAGUGAUCCAGGCAAGGUAGCUCACAACUCUGAUCCAAACAUCCUAAAGAAUGAGGAAGAACUGCUGAGAGUUUGAAGUCCUGAACUAUAGAGUGUGCAACAAUAUCCCAAAAAUUAUAUAUACAAAUAUAUACACACAAUAUAUAAUACACACAAUAUACAUUAGUAUUUUAUAAGAAAUUUUUACUAUGAAAAAGAACAAGAAUAAUCAGUUGUUUUCAAGAAAAUAUUUUGAAUUGCUAACAUAUAUGAAUUUUGUUACUAUUUCUGCAUAUAGUAUAGGAUUUGUUCCAUACCACAUUCAUACAGUUUAUCAUCAUUUAAAUAUCAUUUCUCUUAAAAUUUUAAUGUGCAUAUUUCUGUCUUGUCAAAAUUCAAUGAGAGAUUCCUUUUACAUUUAGAAAAGUACAUUUUCUGGUCUGAAAACUAGAAUAAUUGAUUUUUCUCAAAAUUUGUUAGCUGUGUAUUUGAGCAAGGAAUUAAUAAUUCAGUUGCUCCCCUUAUAAUUAUACCACUUUAAAAAAUCAUUUAGCCUUUUACUCUGGUAUGCAAGCACUAAUCUAUAGAAGUUGGGGAUGAAGUUUUUAAGAAUAUAGAGAUCUUAAUCCUUUCAUAAUUUUUAUCAAGGAAAAAAAUGACCAAAAAAUGCAGUAUCAUUUUAUAAGCCUCAGCGUUUUCUAAGGAGUAAAACUAUGCUCAUAUUUUACAAAUGGACUAUAAUAUAUGCUUAGUUUUAUUGAUCUUUAAUUAUGUCCUUAAUUGGUCAUUAAAAUAAAAAGUGUUCAUUUAAUAACCAAACUUGAUAAUGUAUUAGUUAAAACGUUCCUCUUGCAUGGUUUACUAAAGCAAUAACAUAACAUUGGGAAGUUGUUAUAAUG